ACAGUUGUUCGCGUGAAAUGCAGAAUAGGGUGCCAACCCUUUUGGGGUUAAAAUUUAUGCUGGGUUUGCUAGCCGUUACUAGGCAACAAAGAAAUGAAUUCAACAUGAAUUUUGACAUUCGACUUUAGUGUGGAAAGACACAAUCGAAAUGUCCUUUGCCUUUAAAUAUAAUUAUCCGCAAGUGGCACGGGAUUCUGGAUUCCAUUUAAGAAAUUAUAAAGAUGGACCUUUGGAUUGGCGCUUGAUAGGUACUGUUGAAAUCGAGCGUGUUGUAAGGGAUCAAUGUUUGGAGCAAAUAGACUCAGUGCUGGGGCAUCUGGCGGAAGCUCCCCUGGGUUCCAUUCUGGAAAAUAAGGUUUUGGAUGGUGGCAUAGCAAAAUAUUUCAUACUUUCGCAGUUUUCCAUCCAAUAUCUCUUAUUUUGUCGCAAAUUUUUGGAAGAGACUGUCGAAGAGCUUAGGGAAAGUCACGGAGCUGCCCAAAUGGAAGUGGCCAGCCUGAAGAGAGCCCUUUCCGAAGCCAACAAUGAGAUUAUACAAUUACAUAAAAAAAUUACGCAAAUGGAGGCCAUACAUGAAGUCAUCUACCCCUGCAGCCUGUGCACCAAGAACUUCGUAAGCAACGAUGCCCUUAAUCUACACAUAACUCGGAAGCAUGCAGUCAGUAUGAAAUCUGAGGGAAACGAAACACCAUCUGCAAAGGACAAAGGAAAUGACCUGACCCUAAUAAACACCAUAAAACUUGAACUGGAAAUCAAGCACUUGAAGGAACGCUUGAACAAUGCCGAAAUGAAAAUAAAAGACGGCCUGAAAGCCACCACCACUCCGCCAGCCACCAACAGAGACGAUGGCAAGCAGACCGGAAAAAGUUCGCCAAUGGUCAGCGUGGGAAUACAAAGCAAUUUGACCGAAGUCAAAGAACAGGAUGAUCAAACUGAAAAGCUUGCUACUCACGAAUGUCAACAUGCCAGUCAGAUUGUCGACUUGCAAGAUAAGCUUGAGGACCUGCAUCAGUGGAAAGAGGAGCAAAAAAUACAAAAUUCAACAUUUCUGGAUGAAAUUAACAAAUUAUUCAACAAUGUCAUGGAAAGCACUCAAGACUUGAGACAAAGGAAACUCGAAAGUGAAAUCAUGACGCCAUCCCAAUCCAUGGAACACUUGGAUGCUCUUUUGAGUAAAAAGGUAGAGGAAAUUGGCGAGAGUACUGUGGCUAGACUUAGCGAUGUGGUGUCUAGGCUGGAAUCGAGUUAUACACACAAACUGGAGGAGCUGCAAAGUACUUUGGCAAAAAGCUCAAAUCAAAAAGUUCCAAGCACCAAUCCAAGCACCGCCAAGACAACACCCGGUAACUUAAUGCCAGAAUUAAAAGCCACCGAAAAAUCUAUACAGGAAGUGAAACCGGUGGAGGAAGUAAAGACAUUGCCGCAGGUCAAAGCUGUGCCAGAAGUAAAAACUGUGCAGGAAGCAAAGGACUCAAAACCAACAAAGAAAGAUGUCAAAUCAAUAAAGCAAACGGAACCGACUUCAACUGACUCUUCUUCGGAGGAGGAGUCCAGCUUAGUAAGCAAUCAUACCUUUGUCAAACCCAAAACCACGGAUAUGGAAAAAAGUUUUGGACACACCACAGAUGCAUCCGAGGAUAGUUUUGAAUUGGACACCAAACCAAAGCAUUCAAAAGAAAUAGAAAGCCACCAUAAGAGAAUGGAAAAAAGUCAGACCACCAAGUCACCGAUUAAGCCGAAGCCUGUUACCAGAAAUGGAUCCAGGAAACUUGUGAAUUCCCGUUUGGCUGAACUUGGGAUUAGUUUGAAAUCCACCCAUCUUAGUCACACCUCCAAGAAGCUAAUUUCGAACGAACUCAGUGAAAGGCGGCAUAAAUUGAAAGAGAAACAUCCCAACUUCUACAUAACGAGAAAUAAAAUUAAGAAAUUUGUUGAUAAAUUGUGCUCUUCAAAACUGCCAGACAAUGCCCAGGCAUUAUUGAAGGCAACGCGACCCACCAAUAAGCAGGAAUUGGCUGCAAAACAUUUGGAAGGGAGCUCAUCUGAGGAAGAAGAACCAUUGAUGAGUGAUCGCCGAUAUAAAACAUCUACGUCCACGCCUGAUUCACAUGCAAUGCAUAAUAAGCAGUUCAAGCAACGUCUAGAAAGUAUUUUAGCAUCACCCAUUCGUAAACCGGAUGAACAUACUCGGGUUAUAAUACAUGCUGCAGAAUCUGAGCGCAGUGGACAAAAAUAUCCUAUUCCCAUCCCUAUGCCACGCACAAAAAAGGUGAUGUUUAAUCAACCAGACAAGAAAACCAAUGACAUCUUCAGCGCCUCCGAGUCUGAAAGUGAAAAUAAUUUCAAAUAAGAAUCAUCCUUGCUUCCCAAAAAUGUUUUUACCCAAACACUAUAGAAGUCAUAUCGUGAGAGAUUUACUUGGCUUUAUCUUUCUAUGAAAAUUGGAGGCAAAUUUUGCAUCUAUUUUCCAUUAAUACUCGCUUUGUUUUGUAAAAUAAAAAAAGAAGAAACGUGCAUGGGUGCCUUAAAAUGUGUAAGAAUCCAUAUCAUAUAA
Messenger RNA from Stomoxys calcitrans (stable fly), 2554 nucleotides. RefSeq names its product cilium assembly protein DZIP1L (gene DZIP1). Gene Ontology annotation, cellular component: ciliary basal body; cytoplasm. Gene Ontology annotation, biological process: cilium assembly. NCBI's taxonomy places the organism in Eukaryota, Metazoa, Arthropoda, Insecta, Diptera, Muscidae. Bases 149 to 2350 code for a protein of 733 amino acids. The record is from RefSeq and is a predicted model, not a curated record. The transcript is spliced from 4 exons.